This is a messenger RNA of Aphanomyces astaci, 618 nucleotides long. RefSeq lists its product as hypothetical. The transcript has a single exon. Bases 1 to 618 code for a protein of 205 amino acids. Gene Ontology annotation, molecular function: DNA-binding transcription factor activity; sequence-specific DNA binding. Gene Ontology annotation, biological process: regulation of DNA-templated transcription. NCBI's taxonomy places the organism in Eukaryota, Oomycota, Saprolegniomycetes, Saprolegniales, Verrucalvaceae. The record is from RefSeq and is a predicted model, not a curated record.
AUGUUCGUCAAGAAGCUGUUCGACAUGAUGAGUAUGACGCCGCCGUCUGUUGGCGGAUGGUGCCGCGGCGGCAGCGCCAUUGAGAUCAAGUGCCCAGUCGACUUUGCCCAGCUCAUGCUACCCAAGUACUUUAAACACAGCAAGUUCUCGAGCUUUGUGCGCCAGCUCAACUUUUAUGGGUUCCAAACGUGCAAGUCCGACGUGGUGUUGCUCAUCGCCCACGAGUCCCAGCACAAGACACUGGUGUUCCGCCACCCCCACUUUAACCAGCACAAACCCCAUCUCAUGACUAAAAUCAAGCGGAAAACCAACUUCUCCGAGAUCUGCGACACCGUCGAUGAAGUAGAAGAGCUUCGCCACGACGUGUCCGACAUCAAGGCCACGCUGGUGGCACUGUCGACUCAACUAAGCCAACUCACUCAGAUGAUCUCGAGUGUCCAGCAGAAACCCCCGCCAGCGAGCUACCAUCCCCUUCAAAUACGGGAUUCUCUCAUCGAAGCAUUGGAAUUCCUAGCCGAGGACAAUGCUGCCGCUGACCAAUUGCAAGACCCGAGUGCACUGGCGCCGUUCUAUGUCCAGUGCGAUGGGGUCGACGCUGCUACUGGGUACCAGUGUUAA